UCCGCUCUUUCCGGCCGGGGGGGGCAUGUGGCGGCGCGGGCGGCAGGCAGCGCGGGCGGCGGGGCGGCUCCUGCCCGGCCGCUGAGGAGGGGCCGGGGCGCGGGGUGGCCCGUGGGGGCUCGGGCGCCGCCGGCGCCAUGCUGGGAGGGGACGAGUUCAUCAGCUCCCCGCCGAGGAAGACGGUGCGGUUCGGGGGGACCCUGGCGGAGAUCUUGCUCAAGUACGACAAGGGUGAGACCACAGAUUUUGAGUUGUUAAAGCAUCAGCUGUCAGAUCCAGACAUAAAGGACGCCCAGAUCAUUAAUUGGCUGCACGAAUUUCGAGCUUCUGUUGCAUAUUUGACCAAAGAACUUGAACAGCUUGUCAGCAUUUUGCUGAAGCUGCCAUGGUUGAGAAGAAGCCGAGAAGUAGUGGAAGAAUAUCUGGGUUUUCUUGGCAAUCUAGUGUCAGCGCAAACUGUCCAUCUUAGGCCAUGCCUCCGCAUGAUUGUAUCACAGUUUGUCCCCCCUCGAAUAACCAUCAGAGAAGAUGAUGUGGAUAUUUCAGAUUCUGACGAUGAUGAUGAAAAUCUUCCUGAAAACUUCAAUACAUGCCACAGAGCAUUGCAAACUGUUGCCAGAUAUGUUCCUUCGACACCACAGUUUCUCAUGCCAAUACUGGUGGAAAACUUUCCUUUCAUUAAUAAAUCAGAAAGAACUCUGGAAUGUUAUGUUCAUAACCUGCUACGAGUUACAGUCUACCUUCCAACUCUGAGGCUUCAAAUUCUGGAGCUUAUUAUUGAAAAGCUGUUAAAGUUGGAUGUUAGUACUCCACAGCAAGAUAUUGAAGAUGCUGAAGAAGCUGCUAAUAACUCUGACAGCGAGGAAAAAUCUACGGAGGAGGGACUUUUUGACAUGGAGGAAGAUGAAGAAAGAAAAGGAGACAAAGUUGCCUCUUCCCGGAGUGAGAGAAUGGCCCAUCCGCUCGCAGAGCGCCUUGAUAUUUUGAUGACCAUCCUGUUUUCCUAUAUUAAAGAUGUUUGCCACGUGAAUGGCAAGCUUGAUAUCAACAGCACAAAGGAUUUGUAUCGUGAUCUGGUUUCUGUUUUUGACAACCUCAUUCUACCAACCCAUGCUUCGUGUCAUGUACAGUAUUUCAUGUUUUACAUCUGUAGCUUUAAAUUGGGCUUGGCUGAGGCAUUUUUAGACCAUCUUUGGAAAAAACUGCAGGAUCCAAACAAUCCUUCAGUGAUCAGGCAGACUGCUGGGAGUUAUAUUGGCAGCUUCUUGGCAAGAGCUAAAUUUAUUCCAGUUGUUACAGUGAAAGCUUGCCUGGAUCUUCUGGUGAACUGGUUGCAUAAAUACAUUGAUAAUCAGGAUAGAGGGGCUAACGCUUACUGCGAUGUAGCUCUCCAUGCACCAUUUUAUUCGACAUGUCAGGCAGUGUUCUAUACACUUAUUUUCCGUCAUAAGCAACUUUUGGAUGGGAACUUAAGAAAAGGUCUGGCGUAUCUGCAGAGUUUAAAUUUUGAGCGCAUCGUCAUGUGCCAGCUAAACCCUCUGAAGAUUUGUAUACCCUCUAUUGUGAACUUGUUUGCUGCCAUUACCAGGAAGUACCAGUUGGUGUUCUGCUACACAAUUAUUGAGAGGAACAAUAGGCAGUUUAUACCAGUCGUUCGGAGUGGCACUGGGGGUGACCUUGUGCAAACGUGCACCAACCCGCUUGACAGUUUCUUCCCCUUUGAUCCUUACAUACUCAAAAGGUCAAAGAAAACUAUUGAUCCUUUUUAUCAGUUUUGGGAAGAGCUGAGUGCUGAGGAUCUUGAGAAUCUGGAAAAACCCAUUAAAAAGGGUACUUCUGAAGAUGAAGAUGAUGACUUUUUGAAAGGAGAAACUCCUCAAAAUGAUGGUGUGGUUGGAAUUGCUCCAAAUUCUUACGAGUCAAAUACCCGGAGCCCAGUGAGCAGCAUUGGCUCCCCUCCAGACUGUUUUGUGCCGUACACUCAAUGACGUGGAGAAUCGGAAGUUAAAAGUUUGAAAAUUGCGUGCAAUUAUGUGCUCUGUAAAGAGACUUUAGCUCAACUGGCAAAUGUUUAAGUAACUACACUUAAGAAAAAUUACUGUUUCUUAAUCAUCAGAUUUCUACAGAUACGUUAUGAUAAAGUUAUAUGUUGCUAGAAAAUAUUAGAGAAUAAAUAGGGUGGUAUUUUACAAAUUUCA
Messenger RNA from Cuculus canorus (common cuckoo), 2198 nucleotides. RefSeq names its product RRN3 homolog, RNA polymerase I transcription factor (gene RRN3). Gene Ontology annotation, molecular function: RNA polymerase I general transcription initiation factor activity; RNA polymerase I core binding. Lineage: Eukaryota; Metazoa; Chordata; Aves; Cuculiformes; Cuculidae. Gene Ontology annotation, cellular component: nucleus. The transcript has 17 exons. Bases 138 to 1988 code for a protein of 616 amino acids. Gene Ontology annotation, biological process: transcription initiation at RNA polymerase I promoter. The record is from RefSeq and is a predicted model, not a curated record.